Molecule: messenger RNA, 3899 nt
Organism: Paramormyrops kingsleyae
Lineage: Eukaryota; Metazoa; Chordata; Actinopteri; Osteoglossiformes; Mormyridae
Gene: cfap92
Product: cilia and flagella associated protein 92 (putative)
Source: RefSeq, a predicted model, not a curated record
CUUGGAAAUUUUGCAACUGAAGUAAAGUGAAGAACUUUUCUACAGCUGGUUUAAGCCGAAAGCAGCACGGUAAAGGUUUUUUUUUGCAAUAUAGACAUGAAUUUGAUGAGAGCUUCUUUUUGGACCUUCUGAACAAUGGUGAUUUAGUGAUUAAGGAAGACCUGUGAAUUCUGCACCAAAUGGAGUUCAGCGAUUCUGCGAUGUCCCCAGUCCCUACAAGAAACCCUGCUGUUUGUGUAGUAGGGUGUCCAUCUCCUGGGGAGCUUGACUCUGCUCCUGCCACAAAUGAAAAAUUAAACGAGCUGGUUUUACAAAGGGAUAAUAAACAGGACACUCAGAAGUCAGACAAAUGCCUGUUUGAUACUGUAAUUGACCACAACAUUGUUUCAACAAGCACAACUGAGUCUUUUGAAUCCAGAAGUCAACCGUGCUAUGAAAUUACAUUUACAGUCACAAUUGCGUUGGCUAUACCCAAAGGGAAUGAUGAAAGUGUAAUUGCUGAUGGAGAAAAGACUAGUAAAAAAAUCCCGAAGCAGUAUUCCUCCAGCGCAAUGGGGGAAAAAACUCCGGAAGCUCAGAGAUACUAUCAUAUCGAAUAUAAUUUAUUUCCUAACGAUCCAGAGCCGAGGAGAGUUGACCUGGUAAUGUUUGGGUUUGCUGCAAACAUUUACUUGGAAAAUGAAACUAAGGUGUUAAAGCCUUGGAAUGAGGGGGACCGGAUGUGGCUAGCCUGGACUCAGUCUGUAAAACUCAGAGUCACGAGGGACGUGGUGAUUAAACUGACCUCUCACAGAGUCACCUUCCGUGUGUGGGACACCAAGGACAUGGUGUCUUCUAAGGCCAAGUGUGACAGACCAAGUGUCUUUAAACUGCUGCAAGGACUUUGCAGGGAGGAUCCCGAACACACUGAUGCUAUCAAGAACAUUGUGAAGAAGCUGAGAAAUGUUUUCAAAAAGGAGAAUCCUAAGUCUGCUGUGAAAACAGACAAAAACUCCUCCUACCUUAGGAAAACCUCCAUGAUAGAUGUUAUGUCCAGAGAGAAGAGAGAUUCCAAUUCUGACCCCAAGGGAGAAUGUGUUACUCGCAACAGGAGUCAGGAAGUCCCCGUGAAUGGCCUAAGGAGCCCAAAGCUGGAGCUGGAGUGGGAAAAGGAUCCUGGUGGAUUGCAGACUACACAAUCAAACUCUCAGAACGCCCGGAAACAGCUCAGCAGGUUCACUAUCAACUCUUUGAAGGUUACCUGUGCGACAGAUGAAUCCCUGGUUGGGAAUAAGAGGAAACAGCCAUGCAGAGCUGGCCAGAAGAUCACGGCCUUGGCUGGACAGCGGAGGAGUAGAACCGCUGCUGUGGAACUUAAUCCAGUUUAUCUGCUUGCAGGGAGGAAGCAAGUAAUUGGCUGCUUGGCGACCUGCUUGCCUGGAAUCGAUGAAGGUUUCUGCGACAUUUCUGUAGAUAAACCACUGCUGUCAAAUGAACUCAGCAUGGAGCUGAACCCACUGGUCAUCACGGUCCAAUCUGCCAAGUCCCUGCCGGCCUUGCCUCUCACUUUUAAGGAAAAAUGUUUACCAGUGUAUUGUAAGUAUAAAUUCCACAACUUGAGUGAGCACAGGACCAAAGGGCAAGAUCAUGGCAUGAACAUGCACUUCCAGGACGCACACAUGAUUCUAACUGGCCUCCUGAACCCAAGCGAGCUGUGGGAAUACCUCCAGGGGCCUCCACUGAAGAUUGAGGUCCACGACAGGGACAGAAAGCCGGUAAAGCCGACUAGUGCCCCUGCCAUGUUUGGCACAGAGUCAGAUGAUGCCAGGCUGAGCAAAGUGGGCUUACGGAGCAGCGGGCACCCAACCUGCAAUGCUCGAUGUGACCCGUAUGGUGUGGUGAGGGUAGACCUGUCCGAACUGCUGCGUGGCCAGAAGCGAUUCAAGGUCAUGGCUCCGAUCGAGAGCUCACCUGCGGCAAACCUUUCAGAACAUAAAGUGAGUAAAUAUCAAAAGCCAACACCCAGUCAUUCACGGAUGGUGUAUGCAGCGGAAACACCGAUAGGCCAUUACUUAGCUGCCGGAUCUCAGCUGAAAGUGAAAGUUGAAAUCGCACAUCCUCUGACCAAGAUGAAGGACCAGCCUUCCCCGGAUUGUCCAUUUGGCCGCAUCAUUUACUUCUUCAGGUGCCGCAGUGGUGUUGCUCCAAAAAGGCUGCGCACGGAGAUCCUGAGAAUCAAUGCUUCUGCUGCGCUUCUGGACUCAUACACCGAAGAAACAAUCAAGAGAUCCCUGUCCUUCUCUAAAAUGAAUGCAAGCGAUAGAAACGUGGACAUUAUCACGGGAUUCUACUUUCAUGAUCAUGAAACACACUUGUUUGUUCUUGAAGGACUGAGGAAUAAAGCCAUCCGAAGACUCUGGGAGACUAUUCCAGUAAAAUUGUCAGGGACAGAGGAGGAACAGGUGGAGAUUCUCUACAACUCAGACCUGAGCUUCUCAAACAGGCUGUAUGAGACACUGGAUGUAAGCCUACCUCCCAUUCACCUCUACGAGUCCCUGGAGACCAUCAUGAGACAGCCGCUGCUAUAUGUGAGAAAGAUGGUUCCUCUGGCUUGUUUCCAGGCACUCUCACGACUAAGCCAUCUGCUACACAUGAAGAGGAUGAAAGACGUGGUCCACAAUGAACUGUUUCCCUCAGCCGAGAUGAUCCUUAGCAUGAGCAGGAGAUUUGGAACAGUUUCUGGGACGGGGGAGGAGCAGGUGAAGGUGAAGCACCAGACUGAGCCACGAGAAUUGGUGCAAGCGACCGUAGUGAAGACAUGCAAGGCAAGGGAUGCCUACAAGCCUGAGUACCUGGAGGGGAAGCCCCAGCUCAUCAGCCAGCAGCAUGGCAUGGAGACAAAGGACUUCUUUCAGGCCAACAUUGAAGCGGCGUCUCAAGCCAACCCAAGGUUACAGACACCAAAGCCUGCUGUGACAGUAGCACAUCUGGCAGUGGGUAAGGUCGCCCACAACUACAGCAUUCAGAAGGAAAAUUCCACCAUACAGGCCUGGAAAUUAUUGCAUGAAGAAAUGGCGAAGGAACCUAGACGGAGGUUUACAUACAGCCAGGAGUACCAGUCUGCCACAGCGGUUCCCGUGGAUGUCGACGAAGUACGGAGGUUGUCUGAGCUGAGGUCAAAAGCUGCUUGGCGGACUUAUGAUGGCUUCAUCUGCCUUGGAUUCAGGAGCAGCAUGGAGUGCAAUAAGCACCCUCAGCAUCCCGAUGAGGCCCGGAUGGAGGAACUGAACAAGCCUUGGAGAGAGAACAUACUAAAUGAUAACAUCUUGAAGUCCAUGGUGAUGAGAACCCAAUGGCCCUGGUCAAAGCGUCACCAGGACUUUGAACUAUAUAGAAAACCCUCCAGCUUCCCCGUUCCUGUGGUUCCCAUGACCAGUCACCCGGCUGCCACCAAAAGGGAAACCCGGACACAGGAACUGGUUGAUGUUGCAAAAGUGCAGUACUAUUGGUGGCCAUGGAAGGGGCUAAACACGACAUCCUCAAAACUAGAGUACAUUCCUAAGUUCAAGGUGAUGCACAUGCAACCAGAGGCACUGGUCCUAGGAGACACAGAGGAAGAGGCUUGCACCACUGGGCCUUUGGACCAGCAUGACCAAAGCUGGGAAGGUGUCAGCUUCCCCCGGAACAAGUCAGAGCCAAAGAAAUUACAUUUUAUGUGAACCACUUUUUCUCCUGCUCAAGUGUAAAACAUCAAAUGGAAAAAAUUGCUUACAAGAAUGAUCUCAGAUAUACUAAGUAUUUCAAAUAAAUCAGUGAAGCCUAUUGUUCAUCCCUGGGUGAUGAUUGGAGCCAUUGCCCCUAAACCUCCUUCCAGUGGUGUUUCAGCACAGACAGGACUCUCUACCAAUAAGACAAGAAUU